AUGUCAGAUUUCUAUGGAUUGGCGACACUAGACGGUCAGAUGCGAAAUUUUGACUUUGCUUCUCUAAAAGGAAAAGUGGUCUUGAUCGUUAACGUCGCGUCUCUCUGUGGUUUCUCUCCACAGUAUGAUGACUUGGAGAAACUAUAUAAAAAGUAUGGAGAUCAAGGAUUAGAAAUCAUCGCUUUCCCAUGCAAUCAGUUCGGUGGUCAAGAGCCUGAAUCCACGCAAAAUCUUGAGACUUUCAUAAGGGAACAGUUUAAAUGCACCUUCCCUGUAAUGAAGAAAACGAUCGUCAACGGUGACGACACUAACCCUGUUUAUGCAUACUUGAAGCUGAAAAUGGCAGGAUCGCUUGGUUUCAGAGGCAUACGAUGGAAUUUCGAAAAAUUCUUGAUUGAUAGAGAUGGCGUGGUCAGGCAUAGGUUCGUCUCGGCUGUCAGUCCUCUCCAGAUUGAACCUGUCAUUGUAUCAUUACUUAAGAACAGUUAA
Molecule: messenger RNA, 489 nt
Organism: Candidozyma duobushaemuli
Lineage: Eukaryota; Fungi; Ascomycota; Pichiomycetes; Serinales; Metschnikowiaceae
Product: glutathione peroxidase
Exons: 1
Coding region: 1-489 (162 amino acids)
Biological process (GO): response to oxidative stress
Molecular function (GO): glutathione peroxidase activity
Source: RefSeq, a predicted model, not a curated record